AUGGAGCUAGCGCAAUCUCUGCACGCAACGAGCUUCAGAGAAGCCAUCGCGAUAACCCCCCUGUCAUCUCAUACAUAUGCUGCAAACUUCCGCACGGAAUGGUGCAUCGGUACUGUUCCCCAUGGCGGUUACGUGACCUCAAUCUUCUACGCUGUAGCCCGCAAGCAUAUGAAGACCACUCAUCCAACAUACCACAAGGGCGCUCCAGAUCCCAUAACAUUGUACCUCACCUUUAUACGUCGGACAAAUAUCGGCUCUGCCCUGUUCACCGUUGUUGAUACGAAGCUGGGCUCCCGUACGUCAACGCUACAUAUAACACUCACUCAGCAGGAUCCAGACGGGAACCGCCGCGAAGAAGUUGCCGGAUACGUCACCGUAUCACAUAUAGCCAGUGAAGAAGGGCCAAGCAUAGAUAAGCCUUUUGCGUUGAAACCUGCUGCGCCCGCUGUGGAUUUCAAGCAGCUUGUCAGCACCGGCCAGAGCAGAGCAUGGAAACGGUUCAAUAUAGCCUUUGCUUCAAUGAGAAAAGCAAGCCGACAUGUUGAAUUCUACACUCCUACUGCACCUGCUAUGGUUUCCAGUGGAUUCGUUGAGCAAUGGGCUCGGUUUGCGCCUUAUGGAAAGGUAGAAAGAUGGACGGAUGAAACGCUUGGGUUUCUAGCCGAUACGUUCCCCACGAUGUUGGAGUCGUUUGACGAUAAGCCUUGGGACAAGAGACCUAAAGAAGUGAAGGAGAAGGAGAAGUAUGCUGUUGGUAAAGAUGGCAAGUUAUCUCCCAAGGGCAAGUUCUGGUAUCCUACUAUCUUGUUGAAUCUGGAUGUCAAGAAGAAAUUGCCUGCUGAAGGGGUAGAGUGGCUUUACUCACGGGUUCAAACGAAAAGGCUACAUAACGGUAGAAUGGAUUUGGAUGUUAUUAUUAUGGACGAGAAAGGUGAGAUUGUCGCUCUGAGUAACCAUGUUGCAUUGGUUAUUGGAGCAGAGAGAAAUCUAAGUGCGAGAAAGGGCAGUGGAAAGCCCAAUGGUGAGAGCAAGAUAUGA
Nannizzia gypsea CBS 118893 is the source of this 1038-nucleotide messenger RNA. RefSeq lists its product as hypothetical. The transcript is spliced from 2 exons. The record is from RefSeq and is a predicted model, not a curated record. The coding region runs from base 1 to 1038 and encodes 345 amino acids. NCBI's taxonomy places the organism in Eukaryota, Fungi, Ascomycota, Eurotiomycetes, Onygenales, Arthrodermataceae.